Molecule: messenger RNA, 2943 nt
Organism: Ruditapes philippinarum (Manila clam)
Lineage: Eukaryota; Metazoa; Mollusca; Bivalvia; Venerida; Veneridae
Exons: 2
Coding region: 578-2260 (560 amino acids)
Molecular function (GO): zinc ion binding
Source: RefSeq, a predicted model, not a curated record
AAAUACAUGAAUAAUGUGUUCCGAUAAAACGUUGUGUAAGUGUUAUAUUUUUGUUAAAAUAAUUAUGUUAUCUAAAUAAGGUAAUAACGAUGAAAGCAAAAGAAUGUGACAAUAUAAAUCGUCUAUAAUAUGUUGGUUUAUAAUUUUGAACAACUUAUUCGAUUUGAAUGCGUGCAUGCGUACGAACAUGCGUGCGUGUGUGCUUAUGUUUGUAAGUACAUCCUAAUUUUGUCGAACUGAAUGGAAUUGAGAUUGAUUAUAUUAAUCUGUAACAGUGUAUAGCCGAAAACAAGCUAAAUUCACUAAAGUUCGUAUUGUCGCGAAAAAGACAACAAACAUAAAGUAGUAUAAAUCAUCCAGCGUCAUUAAAUGAUGUUCUUAAAUUACCACAUUUAAACAUUCGGAACACUUGGCUAAUUUCCGAUAAUAUUGCUGGUCAUAGGAAAUACUAAAUCAAGUAGUUUUACCACUUCACUUGAAACAAGGAAACUUUAGAAAUAGUGUAUAUUAUAAUGCAAAUUAAACCAUUUUAUCUCUCAAAAGUAACGAUAUGUGAGACAAGCGAAGAAGGGGAAACAUGGCAGUAGACGGUCGUAAAAUAAGACCAUCUUUGUAUCAAGGUUCGGACAUAGAACAUGAUUUUCCGUGUUCCCCUUGUUCUAAGGGAGGGAAGAAUGAAGCCGCUAUCAUACACUGUGUGGAAUGUGAUGAAAAUCUGUGUCAAAGUUGUAUUGAUGAUCACAAUAAAUUUUCAUCCAUGAAAGACCAUCAGUUACUAGAUACAGUGAAACAACCGAGCGGGCGACAAAAGAAACUACCCAGCCAGAGAUGUGAGAAACAUGGAGGAAAAUUGAUAGAUGUCUACUGUCCUGGUCAUGACACAGUGUGCUGCUCGACGUGCAUAUCCGUUGAACAUAGUGGAUGUAAAGGAAUACUAUUCAUACCAGACAUCGCGUGUAAGACUGACACCUCUCAGAAACUAAAGCUGAUUGAAACUGAAAUAAACACUCUACAGGCCCGCUUUCAUGCUUUCAAACAAAACAAGCAAAAAGAACUGGGAAAUGCUAAGAACGAAAAGGGUAAAUUGAUUGAAGAAAUAAAAUCAGAAAGAAAGAAAAUCAACGACCGUUUGGAUAAGAUGGAACAAGAACUUCUUCAAGAAGCGGAUGCCAUCUUUCAGAUAAAACUGAAACGUAUAGAAUCAAACAUGAAAGAAGUUGAUGCAAGGAUCGCUGUACUACAAGAAAGUUUACAGAAGAUAAAUGCUGCUAAAUAUGAAAACGAAUCGGAGAAAUAUGUUCAGAUAAAGCGAGUCAACGAGGAAAGAAAAACUGCAAGCGAUUGUUUAAAAGACUUUGAAAGGCCAAGUAAAACAGGCAAAUUACGGUUCGAUCCAUAUCGACAUGAGACUGGUUCGGAAUGCAACACUAUUGGAAGCAUACUUCAUCUCCCAGCCAUUGAAGUCGAAAAAUGUUUUGGUGAAUUUAAUGUUCAGGUAGCAGAUGACAAGUAUAUAUGCGAUAUAUCUGACAUGUGUAUGUGUCAAAACGGUUAUAUAGUUAUGGUGGAUUUCAAGAACAAGCGGAUCAAGAAAAUGAACAAUUCCUUCAAGGUCACUUCUUCGCUGAAAUUUUCUAGCAAUCCUGUUGGUAUUUGUGAGAUAAACUCAUUAAUGCUGGCCAUUACUCUCUCUCCAGGAAAAGUUAUGUUUAUCUCACAGGAAGAUCCUAUUACAGUAACAAAUUCGUUCAACGUUUUUGGUAAAUGUCGAGGUAUUGGAUAUAACGACGGGAUGAUUUAUGUUUGCUGUGAUGGAUAUAGGGAUUUGGAAGGUCCUGGCCAAAUUAAAGUAUUUUCCAUUUCUGGAGUAUUUCGAUAUGAAUUAUCUUAUCAUGGUGGAAUUGAAUUGCCUCGACGUAUGGCAUUCUCAAGCUCUUCAAAGGGUUUCUAUGUGAUCGACGGGUAUAAAGGUAUCAUUCAUAUAGAUAAAAACCGUGACGUGUCAACAAAUGUGGCAAAGAGAGUCUCUGACUUUUCUUGUAUUUGCAAGAUAAACAAGAAUCUCUUCUGUGUGGCUCUUACAUCAAGCAAUUUACUUUUGAUGUCACAUGACGGGAAAGAUCAGGUAGAAAUACCGAUAAAACGAGCUGGUAAAGCACAUCUUCAGGGUAUAUGUUUCGAUAACAAAACAUCACGGCUUUUUGUCGCCUAUUUGGACAGUAGCACAGUUUUCGUUUAUACUUUAAAAGUAACUGUUUGAUUUAUUUUUAAAUGAACAUACCUGUGUAGCUUGUGAUUAAAUCUGAUCGGAAUACCGCUAGUGAAAUGAGGCAGAUGUGUGUCUCUGAAUAAAAGUUUUGACCGGUGUAAAGAAUAUUGCUUCAACAUUGUGUCACAAAAUAUGUAUGAAAUAGCAUGAACUAUAUAAUAUUUCUGGACGAUAUAUUGCAGCGUAAGAUUAUGUUAUAUACACAUAACUUGUUUUCAUUAAAAUGUUUAGGCAUGUUUAUUUGAUGACUUCAAACUUCAUAUGAAGUGUAAUAAAAAUACUAGUUAUGCAGCAAAAAAAUACAAUGAAAGGUUUAAAGUACAUUGAUAGAAAUUUCAUUCUAAUGACUGAUUUACACUAUGUGUGGCUUUUUAAUUAAAUACAUCAAAGAUAAGCAAAUAUGUAGGAAAACGCAUGUAAAAUUAUCUACGUAUGAAACACAGCUAAACUGACUUCAUAAUAAAAUAAUUACAAUAUGCUACCCAUAUUAUUCUGAUUGUGGACAGUUGUUGAGUUGUAUAUAGAACAAACCAAUGCAGUAACAGUACAAAUGAUAGCGCUAAAUAUAUGUUAGUGUUCAUAAGGAGGCAACUGAACAAUCUACAAAUUCAUUAAUUGUUGUUCUUGUCUUUCUUUCAUUUCGAUUGAUUGAUUGAUUGUUUGUUUGUUUAUUU